AUGGUGAAUGGGCAUGAUGAUCGAGAUGAGACCUUUUGGGCACCGGGAACAGUCACCCUCGAAGAUGUUCACCGGACCAGCGACCAGCUUGUCCUUUUUCCUACGCCCUCGGCCGACCCCAAUGAUCCCUUGAAUUGGUCAACUGCUCGAAAGAUCCUAAAUUAUACCCUUGUCAGCUUCUUCGUCCUGUGGACCUUCGUUCAACUGGACAUAGGGUUCACAGCAUGGGGCCCUAUGGAAGAAGAGCUUGGUUUCUCCGUCGAUAUUCUCAAUGCUGGCGCGGCAGUCAAUUAUGGCGGGUUGGCUAUUGGAUGCUGCUUUUUCAUUCCACUCGUCCAUAAAUACGGUCGCCGACCGAUCUAUCUAUUCAGUACAGCGCUGCAACUUGCAUCCUGCAUUUGGCAGGCGAAGACCUACAGUGUUGGUAGCUUCAUGGGCGCUAAUCUGAUCUCUGGACUGGGUGGUGCUAUAUCUGAGGUCAUCGCGCAAAUUACCGUCGCAGAUAUGUUUUUUGUCCACCAACAUGCUACCAUGAACGAAUGGUUUGUUAUAUUCCAGUCUGCAGGGGCGUUCCUUGGACCCGUUGCAUCCGGUUAUAUCGUUGACUCGCAAGGAUGGCGGUGGAUGUGGUGGUGGUGUGUGAUAUUUUUCGGUAUCACCUUACUCUGCGUCCUCUUUCUAUUCGAGGAGUCCAAGUUUGUGCCUGUCCUCAACGGUCAGAGCGUCAUGCCUGCAAUUCCCGCUCCUGAGACUGAGCUGCCGGAUGACUCCAAGGCGAAGUCUGCUGGUGAUAGCAAAGCCGCGACUGAACAAGUGGCCGCCAGUCGGGUUGCAACUAAUCUGGAUAUCAAGCCAAAAACAUACUUUGAAAGGAUGGCUCUCUUCACGCCAACCGAUGAAUCGCUGCUCCCUCAUUUCUGGCAGCCAAUUGAGACACUAUUCACAUUCCCGGCUGUAACAUAUGCUGCUAUCACUUACGGCUCCACCCUCGGUAUAUUCGCAAUAAUGACGUCAUUACAAGCGUCGUACAUGUUGCUACCGCCAUACAACUUCGACGCGAUUGGCAUUGGUCUCAUGAACCUGGCACCAUUUGUUGGCGCUGUUCUGGGCUUCCCUGUUGGUGGUUACCUGAGUGACAAAUCCAUCCUGUGGCUUUCCAAGAAGAACGGUGGUAUCUAUGAGCCCGAACAGCGUCUCUGGUUGGCCCUUCCUACUGUAAUACUAGGACCGGCAUCGAUUUUGCUAUUUGGCCUUGGCCUUGCCUACGGCGUACAUUGGUCCUGCCUCGCUGUCGGCUUCGGUGUUUUCGGUUUUACGCUGUCUUCUAUUAGUGGUGUCUCGCUUUCCUACCUCAUGGAUUGUUAUCAGGAUAUCAUUGGCGAUGCUCUGGUAGGGGUUAUUUUUAUGCGAAAUAUCAUUUCUGUGAUUAUCUUGUUUGUCAUCACGCCAUGGGUCAAUGGCAUGGGUAUGCAGAACCUCCACAUCCUCGCAGCGGUGGUAGCCUUCUUCCUGUAUCUCAUUCCAGUGCCUCUGCUCAUCUGGGGGAAGAAGGCCCGAGUCGCGACUGCUGCACGUUAUCGGAAAAUGGCUGCGAACCAAAUCGGUCGCCGAACAGUCUGA
Molecule: messenger RNA, 1620 nt
Organism: Penicillium cataractarum
Lineage: Eukaryota; Fungi; Ascomycota; Eurotiomycetes; Eurotiales; Aspergillaceae
Exons: 4
Coding region: 1-1620 (539 amino acids)
Biological process (GO): transmembrane transport
Molecular function (GO): transmembrane transporter activity
Source: RefSeq, a predicted model, not a curated record